GGCUGCGGAGGAUCUGAGGAAGAGAUGAGUCUGAGCAUCAUGGCCUUCACACUGGUGCUCCUGCUUCAGCUGCUCCUGGUCUCACUGACAUCUGCCUCUCAUCACAUUGGGGGAACCACGACCUACACCUACAGAGGAAAAACCCCUGAUGGGAGACAUAUUGUGGACUUUCACAACAGGGACACCUACGACCGCUGUUCCUCCUCACACUACUGGUCUUGUCACCAGGGUCAGUGUGGCUCUAAAGCCAAUAGACAGCAUGGGGUAAUAGACAACAGCACCAAUGCUCCGUCUAACGAAAGACUUUGGUGUGAAACUGAAACAGUUGAUACGAGAUACAUUUCCAGUGACAAACCUUUUCAAUUGAGGGCAGCUAGCUGUUGUUGGAUUAGAACGCGUAAUGCAGGUUCUUCAAGUUGGAGGCUACUGACUACUGUGGAUUUGGGAACCAGAUCUGACACCCAAGAACCCAACAGAUCACCAGACAUCGCCAUCCUACCUGUCCUAAGAGUUCCUCAGAAUUGCCCACGGACCUACAAGCUGACUACCUUUGAUCCUGACGGUGACAAAGUUCGAUGCCGAUACGGAAAUGUCAGAAAUGUGGAAUGUGGCUCAUGUGACCAACCUUCAGGCUUCCACUUAAAUCCGGACUCCUGCACGUUACAAUACAACAGCGCCAGUUAUGACUACAGAAGUUAUGCGUUUGAGAUGGUGGUGGAAGACUUUCCACGAGGGCACAUCACUCUUCAAUACUCAGACGGAUCUCAAUCCUCCAAGAGUGCAGCAUUGAUGAGGAAAAAGAGGCAGCUUUAUUAUGCAGCUGCAGCAACAACCACAACUCCUUGGUGGUGGUGGCAAACUACAACAACUGCAGCACCAACUACAACUCCGUGGUGGUGGUGGCAUACUACAACAACUGCAGCACCAACUACAACUCCUUGGUGGUGGUGGCAAACCACAACAACUGCAGCACCAACUACAACUCCUUGGUGGUGGUGGCAAACUACAACAACUGCAGCACCAACCACAACAACUGCAGCACCAACCACAACAACUGCAGCACCAACCACAACAACUGCAGCACCAACCACAACAACUGUAGCACCAACUACAACAACUGCAGCACCAACCACAACAACUGCAGCACCAACUACAACAACUGCAGCACCAACCACAACAACUGCAGCACCAACUACAACAACUGCAGCACCAACCACAACAACUGCAGCACCAACCACAACAACUGCAGCACCAACCACAACAACUGCAGCACCAACUACAACAACUGCAGCACCAACUACAACAACUGCAGCACCAACUACAACUCCUUGGUGGUGGUGGCAAACUACAACAACUGCAGCACCAACUACAACUCCUUGGUGGUGGUGGCAAACUACAACAACUGCAGCACCAACCACAACAACUGCAGCACCAACUACAACAACUGCAGCACCAACCACAACAACUGCAGCACCAACCACAACAACUGCAGCACCAACUACAACAACUGCAGCACCAACCACAACAACAACUGCAGCACCAACCACAACAACUGCAGCACCAACUACAACAACUGCAGCACCAACCACAACAACUGCAGCACCAACCACAACAACAACUGCAGCACCAACCACAACAACUGCAGCACCAACUACAACAACUGCAGCACCAACCACAACAACUGCAGCACCAACCACAACAACUGCAGCACCAACUACAACAACUGCAGCACCAACCACAACAACUGCAGCACCAACUACAACAACUGCAGCACCAACCACAACAACUGCAGCACCAACCACAACAACUGCAGCACCAACCACAACAACUGCAGCACCAACUACAACAACUGCAGCACCAACUACAACAACUGCAGCACCAACCACAACAACUGCAGCACCAACUACAACAACUGCAGCACCAACCACAACAACUGCAGCACCAACCACAACAACUGUAGCACCAACUACAACAACUGCAGCACCAACCACAACAACUGCAGCACCAACCACAACAACUGCAGCACCAACUACAACAACUGCAGCACCAACUACAACAACUGUAGCACCAACCACAACAACUGCAGCACCAACCACAACAACUCCAACUUCUCCUCUCAGUAAACUUCCCCUACAAUUCUCCCUUCUUGUGGACAAACCCGUUCCCUCAUGUCAGCCAGGACAAUACUUGCCUGAGUAUGUAAGCCCAACACCCCAAAACGGAGCACACAUUCAUGCAGAGGUCGACAUGGAGGUGGAGAUCAGAGUCAAAGCACAAUCUUCACUUUCAGUAAUACAGGACAUCAUCUUCAGCGGGCCACUGAAUACCAGAAAGCAUAGGACCACCCAUAACGAGUUUGUCAUUACAUGGACACCAACUUCAGACCACCUGGGAAAUCAUUACGUCAUCUGCUUUGCUGUAGAAUCAGUGAGCGGGUCUAACGUCUAUCAGUCCGACAUGAGGUGUGUAGUUGUGGACGUUGGCAAGAAGCAAGUUGAAGCCAAUGUGAUCUGCAGUCAGUCCACAAUGAGAGUGGAGAUUGAGAAAUCUUCAUUCCCCCGACUCAGCGAGGAUGAUUUACGGCUCAAUGACCCCUCAAACGUCCUCUGCAGCCUGAAGACUCAUUCCAACAGCACUCAUGUCAUCGGCAUCAUCCCUCUCAACUCUUGUGGCACCCAGAUCGAGGAAGAUGAGGAAUUCCUAAAGUUCAAGAAUGAAAUCACCACUUUUGAUAACAGCAACAACCUGAUCACCAGAACACACUUGCUGGAGGUUAAGUUCUACUGUCAGUAUCCCAAACGAGGGAACGUGACUCAGAGCUUCACAGCACACAGGAAUGCAACCACUGUGUGGGAGAAAGGCUUCGGCAAGUUCACGUACCAGUUUGAGUUCUAUCCCAACGUUCAGUUCCAGACCAUGAUCGACCCGCACUAUUACCCUCUGGAGUACGACUUAGGGAGCCGCAUCUACAUGCAGAUCGAGGCCACGUCUUCACUCAACAACACCGAGCUGUUUGUGGAGUCCUGCAGCGCUGCACCGUAUGACAACCCCAACUACAUGCCAGUCUACCCUAUCAUCCAGAAUGGGUGCGUAAUGGACUCGACUGUUGUCAUCCACUCCCCCGCCCACCAGAGACAGUUCAAAUUCAGCAUGGAGGCCUUCAAGUUUAUCGGAUUACAUGAUCAGGUGUACAUCAGCUGCUCAGUCCUGAUGUGUCAGGCAGGAGAACCCAACACCAGGUGCUCACAGGGAUGCAUGACAAUGAAUCAAGGCCUCGACAGGCGUAAGAGAGAGACUGUCAGCCAGACUUCAUCCCACCUUGUCUCCCAGGGUCCCCUGCGCAUGAGGAGGUCAGCAGAGAGAGCAGAAAGCCCAGUGAUGAACCUGAAUCUGAACCUGGUUUUCAUCGCUGGAUGUCUUGUUGCAGCCGUUGGCAUGAUCAGUGGAGUGGCCGUGUACAAAGCCAAAACAUCAAGGGUCAAAUACCAGCCUCUGCCCACAUUUGAGGAUUAAGACAGCUGCAUGUGCAUCUCUAUUAAUUACACAGGAAUAUAGUUAUUGGGAUUUUUUCUGGUAAUGGAUAUGGGGUCUUGUUGUGUCUUAUUAUGUACACUUCAAAAAUAAGUAAUUUUUUACUGAUACUCAUUCCGCCACAUGGUAUAGUCCACUGGUUCCCAACAAAACAAUUCUGUAUAAAUUACAUUGGAAUAUAUUGUACUAAUCCUUGAGGAUUGAGACAAAACCCUAAUUUUGGGUUACCCUAACCCUAACCCCUGUGGUAAGUUCUCAUUUCAGUUUCUAAAGUUGCUAAGAGUUCUCUCAAUGCUAAUCAAAACACAUUAAUAAACCAUAAACCUAAUUUAGUUCUGAUUUAAAAGGGAUAUGACUUUCUUGAAAAAUUGAAAGCUUGACGAUGCUUGAAAAACACCCUCUCCUCCCUGCUUUUUGAAACCAGGGGUCCUUUGGUUGUAGCUCACCUCUUUUUAUGCCUGACUAUUUUAUGUCUUUAGAAAAGUCUGACGAAGUUGACAAAAAUCUGUGACAAAACUUUAAUGGGUCAAAAUCUUCAUAGAAAAAUACAUCUAAUAUGUAGAUGACUAUAAUAGUAUUUUUUACAACUAUUAUAUCAGUAGGCAUUGUAGUUUUAGGAUUUUAUAUGCUUUUGAAACAUUUAAAUAAAUAGUUUAAAGUUUUAAAUGGUUGUCUGGGACAAGGUGUUUUCUGGCAGAAAUCGGAACUAAAAGGUGGUAUUACAUGUUCGUUUCAUCUAUAAAAAUCUUUUAGAAGAGAUUUUGAUUUAAAAAAUAGGAAUAAGCAUUUUAGUAAGUGGGAUUUUUAAAUUUGUUUGCCUGGGACAUGAUUUUUCCCAAUUCUCAAGAAUAGGUGAUAGUUAUUGCAUCUACGUGUUAAGAAUUAAAUCAUUGAAGUCAUUGAAGAUAUCCAUAACAUGCGGAUACACCUAUGUUACUGUGUACUCUCAUUCACCCUUUUUUGAAUAUUGACAUGAUCCUGAUACAAUCCCUCAUUCAAUAAAAUAUUAUUCUCUCACA
Messenger RNA from Labrus mixtus (cuckoo wrasse), 4550 nucleotides. Its product is annotated as mucin-4-like. Lineage: Eukaryota; Metazoa; Chordata; Actinopteri; Labriformes; Labridae. The record is from RefSeq and is a predicted model, not a curated record. The transcript has 13 exons. Bases 25 to 3513 code for a protein of 1162 amino acids.